Molecule: messenger RNA, 5536 nt
Organism: Diachasma alloeum
Lineage: Eukaryota; Metazoa; Arthropoda; Insecta; Hymenoptera; Braconidae
Product: prominin-like protein
Exons: 11
Coding region: 243-3257 (1004 amino acids)
Cellular component (GO): membrane
Source: RefSeq, a predicted model, not a curated record
UUAACCCCACUCCACAGCUGCCAACACAAACACAAACGCGGAUAAAAUACAGUUACAGAUGUAGCGUGGUCAUUGAGAUAUACGUACGAGAGAGCAGGAAGUUGUGUUGUAUUGGUAUUAAGCCUUCGUGCUUGGGUUUUUAUCGUUCAGUUCACGGCAGUGCACGGCUGUUGACGGGGCGAACGGUUGUGUUGUGGCUUGUGGCGCGUCUACGUGCGCCCGAGCCCCAUACAAUCCCGAAAAUGCCAAUUAACAAAAUGGCUAGGAAACUUCAACACUCGAGUUGUAUCGUUUUGGUGUUAUUCUGUGGUGUUUUAUUACCCAAAACAGUGCUAACUGAGGAUGACUUUGCGACGAGAAUGCGUGCCAUCAGCAAGGAUUUGGAUCGACAGUUGCAGGAGAUGAUGGCAUCUCAGGCUGUUGAAUUUACAUCUGUUAAUACAACGGGACUGCCUUACAAUGCAACAACAAAGUUCAAUCCCAAGGGCAUGGGACAACUGUACAAUGUUACUAAUCUGUUUAUUGAUAUUGUGCAGUCUAAGCAGGCAUAUCCGGAGGGAAUGAUAACGGUAAAUGAUCGACAUUUGGAGUUUGCCGAUCCUGCUAAAGAGUGGAAAAUCAUUGUCACUCACUAUGGUGGACUGGCAGGACUCGCUGUUGCCGGCCUCUUACUUGCUGCAAUACUGCCAUGUGUUGGACUUUUUUUCUGCUGCUGCCGUUGUGCUGGACACUGUGGUGCAAGGAGCCAACCGUUUGACAAAAAACAUGAUCACUGCCGCAAAGUAUUUCUCAGCUUUAUCCUCAUUUGCGUUGCUACAAUCAUACUAUUUGGAGUGGUCUGUGCAUUCGUCACAAAUGAAUACAUGCAAGAGGGUACAGAAGACCUUCCGAGCCAAGCAAAGACAAGUUUGAAGGACCUGGAGUUAUAUUUAACAACAACCAAGUUGCAAAUAAAUACUCUCCUGAAGGAAAACUACAACGAACUCGAGAUAACUCUGAAUAAAAUACUUCAAGCGAGCGGUAGAAUAGUCACUGAGGAGCUUGCCAUUUAUUCUCAUGCCGUCUCCCUGACAAAUUUGAGUGACAUCGUCUCUGGAUUGGAUGCAAUAAGACAAGACUUGAGAAUGAUGAAUCAAAUAACCCAGGAAUUGAGGACCAAUGCCAGCCAACUAGAUAUCGUAGUUAGGGGAGUUAAAAAAGACUUGCUACACAGUUUGGCAGCAUGCAAGACUCAUGCGUGUGAGCAACUGUUGCAGGACUUCAAAAUUAAUCAGUUAUCGGUGCAGGUUGAAUUCGAUAAGUACUUGGAUCAAUACUUCCCCAAGCUUCCUGAUGUUACGUUCGCCUUACGUAACAUAACAUCCCUGAUGGAAGGCAACAUUGUCUCUGAGGUGCGUCAGGGCAAGGAAUCCUUCCUGAGGAUUCAACGUGACAUCCAGCGCGCCGUCAAUCAGACGAUUCCCGUCGUCAGCACAAGCAUAAGAAAGGCCGGUCAAUCACUAUCAGAGACGGCAAACAACAUCACGAGUAUGAUUGAUAGGAUCAAUCGAGAUAUCAAUAGAGUCUACAUUCCCCACUUGAAAAUAGCCCAGGACAACAUAGACCAAUACUCAUUGUACAGAUAUUACAUGGGUCUCGGUGUCUCUGGUAUUCUGCUGACAGUCCUCAUGUGCCUGACAUUUGGGCUCUGCUGUGGUAUAUGUGGAAAACGCCCAGAUGGCUAUGGUGACGACUGCUGCAAUAAAGGCUCAGGGGCGAGAUUCUUAAUGUUAGCUGUUUGGAUAAUAUUUUUAUUGACAAGCGCACUCAUGAUUAUCACCUCAGCGCACAUGAUAACAGGUGUUGUGGUGCAGAGAGGGAUUUGCGAACCACUGAAGAAUCCUCGUGACAAUCGCAUGUUCAAGCUGGUCGAUGAUUUUGUACAGGUCAAAAGUUUGCUUUAUCCAAACAAUCAGCACGCAGACAUAAACAUGAGCUGGAUACUCACUAAAUGUCAUGCCAAUGAGACACUCUACAAAGUCCUGAAAUUGGAAUAUCUUAUUGAGCUUGAUUCACUGAGGAGUUACGUUGAGCGUUAUGCUAUCAGUAGCACAAUCGAUGAGUUACGAAAAAUGAUUAAUUUAAAGCCGGGAAUUAUUAUCUUGACUGAGAGUGCCACAGCUAAACUGAAUGACUUGGCGCAGAGUGGAUUGAGUGAUAUCAAAUUUUAUCAGUAUGCUGAACUCUUGAAGGAUAAUAUAACGAACAUUAACUUGGAGCAUCUUGGUAAUAAGUUGAAACAAGUGGCUGCUGAAUUACCACCUGGUCACGAGGAGAUAAAGGACAGCUUAAUUAAAAAUGCCCACGAUUUGGAGCAUUAUCAUAAGGAUUUAGUAAUGCCAAUGACGUCACUCAGCGAACAGCUUAGUAAGAGUGCUAUGACGCUCGAGGAGCACAUUAAAUUCAACCAUAGCUCUAUGCCUGAGGCUAUUCUUAACUUGGUGCAUGAGGUCAUGAGUGCUCAGCAGUUUUUGAAUAAAGAUGGUCCAGAAUAUGUUAAUUAUCUUGCUACCAAGUUUGGUGAGACUUUUCUGCAGCAGGUCAAUGAUUUCUUGGAACAUCUCAUCAGGAACUCGAAGGAAACUGUCGGCAGAUGCGGACCGGUCUCUAAUGCUUAUAAUGCGACUAUUGUUGCUGGGUGUAACAAAAUUCUGGACCCAUUCAACGGAUUUUGGGCGAGUGUCGGCUGGACCCUGAUUCUCUUCAUUCCGACAAUCGUUCUCUGUGUCAAGCUCAGUGCCCUUUACCAGAAAUCCGAUCCAUACCCAGGGCCCCUAGUCGAGACAGAAUAUCUGUAUGACGCAUAUGCCGACAGGGAUAACAUGCCUUUAGCUCAUGUACACGAUAAGAAGCAUAAGGCACACAGCAGGCAUCAUCCCUCUGCCUACGUGGAGAGUUAUGAUGGCCCAGCAGCAGCGGGGGUCUACACUGGUAGGGAAAGAGUUGCUGAUGCUCAUCAAGGCUCAUCCCACCACGACUCGAGAUACUCCGAUCUUGCGCCAAAUUUCGCCCGUUCAUGGCAACGCCAUGAUCGUGUUGCGACCUCAAAACCUGAAAGUCCAAAUAAAGUCUAUAGUAUCCCGCUAGAGUCGCAAAAUUGGGAUUUUCCAAAUGGCGGGCCACCAAGGUAUCAGCCGCCGGCUGGUGCUCCACCAUUAAGCACUGAAUAUGAACGUCCACCUCCUUAUUACUAUCCAGGCCCUGGGGAUAGAAAUUAGGAAACAAGUCCCGUGGCAUACACGAAAUAUGCAUUUACUAGUGCACCGAGUUACAACCUGACUCAGAGUUACAAAAGAUCGAACAAGAAGAAACCAAUGAAAUCAUCAAACAAGAGAGAUUACGUUUGAAGAUAUGGCUUUUGUUCCCAUGAGGAAUAUGGUGUGCCACGGACCCAUUCACAUCGACAAAGAUAUUCAACAUAACAAAUAUUUCAGAGGUACAUUACAUAAGAGACUGAAGUUAUGCGAUAUGACCGAGUGUUAAUAACUUGACUUGGGUGACCAAUUUACUGCGUAUUUUUGUGCUACGUUGAUUCACGUGAUUAUUGAGUGCUCAUCGAUAAUGGGAAUUUCUUUUUUCGUGGCGAUCCAAGUAAUUUUUUAAAUGAUUCGUUUGUUCUAGGUAUUUUAAUUAUUAUUUUGUCAUAUCUAGUGUCAUUUUGUGUAUGAAUAUGUGCGAAAGAAUCUCUCUUUCAGCUCAACAUUCUUUAAAUUGUUGGCAUUUAAUGGGUGAGGCAAUUGAGAAGUACAUGACAUUGAUUAUCAUCAAUUUUCCUCGUGUAUUUAUCAUUUUUUUACGACGCAAUUGACCAUGUACCGAAUUUCUAAGUAUUUGGUGUGUAUUAAAUUGACGCAUCUGCGGAGAUGUGAUCAUGUUAGUUAAUUAAUUAAUAAUGGACGAAAAAUUAUGUCAUUAUGACGCCAAAACCAACAUGCCAAACGAACAAUACUCAGCAAGUGUUCAAUGAGAGGCAUGAGACUACUGUCUCCACUGAAACGUCGUCAUUUGUAUUGGUUUUUUUUUCUCUUAGUAAAAAUUCUGGUGUCAAUGACGAAUUACCCACAGAUUAAUCGUAGUUUGGUUGUGCCACUUCAAGUUUAUUUGCUGUUAUCGUGCUCAAGUUGUCAGGCUUCUGUUUUCGUCUAGUUUUCCCAUUCGGCAUGCGAAUUUGAAGGGAACGACGACUUGUGAACGACAUGACGUUCCAUUUGUAAAUUUAAAUAAAUUAGGUCAUGAUUAAUGUCCAAAAAAAAAAUUAAGUAGAGAAAAUUAAGAAAAAUCUAAAUGUGAUGAUUAAUUGAUCUUUCUGAAACUGAGAAACUCUCAUGAUAAUUUCCGAACAAAUUCUUAUUAUAAUUAUGCAAUUAUACAUAACAAUAGUUGAAUAAAAAAUUCUAUAUACAUAAACAUGUACAUUUAAAUCAUUAUUUACGAUACGACUGAGAGAAUAGUGUUAACUAUGUCAGGAAUUACAAUGGCUUGGUGAUAAACUGUAGUUGGAGAAUGGUGGAGAUUACUCAUUCGAUUCAUUCACUCCGUCUUCCUCCACUGAUCUGUAACCCUUACAUUAAAAUCGGCUUGACUUUAUACUGAAACGGAUUGUAAUUAAACUAUUAAUCGCAACGAAAAUUUCCCACAAGGAGUGAAUAAACAAAAAUUAUAAAGAAAGAAAACAAAUUCCGUAAAUGGAUUGUAGAAUGUUCGUGGUGCUAUUUUUCUACGUGCACUUUCAGCUAAAUUUCAUAAAAAAUAUUACGAGAAAAAAAAUUGAAACGGUUCCACAUAGGGAAACCAAUUUGGUAACAUUUUCGCCGAUAUGAAACUCCUCCAAUGGUAUCUAAAAUACGUGUUAUUCUAAAAUAAUGAAACCAUUCUUGUGGAUGUUGAAACAAGUAUUUGAAUACACCGGUGUCAUUCCUCUAUCCGCAGUGUAAUAUACAUAACGUUUAGAGAAUUUUGAGAAGUGAAGCUCAUUUGCGGAAGAUAAUGAAUGAACAAGAAAUGGUGGUUUGAUUACACUCGUUCUUAGUAGUAGAGCGGAAGAGGGGAAAAAUAGACCCGUUUUAUUUCACUCAAAUGUUUGGAAAAUGGUGAUAACUCAUCGAAUUCGUGAUUUUCGUAUUUGUAAGGAAUGUCGAUGGAGGUCAAUUGAUGAAUUCAUUUCCGAGUUUUCAAUAUUCGAGAGAGAAUUGGGUGUCCAUUUUGCCCCCCUCCCCACUAACGCAUUUCUUGAUGGACAAUAUCCCAGGGAAGAUUGGUAAAAUAACGAAAAACCCUAAUAACAUUCAAAAGAACAAAGCCAGUCCCUCGUGAGAUAUUAUUAACAAAGAAUGCGCCAUAAAAUUAUAGUCUUAAGGAAACUAAAAAUUCUCAUAAUCGAUGUAUAUAACAAACUAACGAAAAUUUUCAGACCUGUAGCCGUUAAUUAAUUUCUAUUUAAAUAAUACAAUCUAAGCAAACCAAAAAAACUGAAUAAAAACUAUGUUUUGCAUUGAAA